This is a messenger RNA of Harmonia axyridis, 1344 nucleotides long. RefSeq lists its product as uncharacterized. The record is from RefSeq and is a predicted model, not a curated record. NCBI's taxonomy places the organism in Eukaryota, Metazoa, Arthropoda, Insecta, Coleoptera, Coccinellidae. The coding region runs from base 212 to 694 and encodes 160 amino acids. The transcript has 4 exons.
CUCUCUACUCACUCUGAGAAUAAUUUAUGGCAUAAUUUGUAAACAUAUGUGUCAAAACUUUAUAUUCUGUGUAGUAGUUCAAAUAAAAUUUAAAGGGAUUUUUAUGUUGUGAUGUGAUGCUCAUUAAUUGGAUUACAGAUGGGAGUAAUUUUUGCAUAGGGCACCUAUUUUAUUUAUUAAAUUAAAGAAAGCAGACAACUCCUGCUUGAAAAUGAAUCUUUCAGAAGCUGAAGAUGAUCCUGAAUCUUACGAAAGCUCUGAAGAUGAAUGGGUUGAAACGGAGAAGAAAACAUCAAGGCGACGAACAACUAGAAAAAUCGCAAAGAAACCUAAAAAGUCGUUAGAAGUAGAUGAGAGCAGUGAUAGUACAAGUGACCGAAGUCUACCAAAACCAAAAAAUGGCGCAAUUAGAAAGAAGAAAUCGCCUUCUUCAAAAGUUAGUCCUAGCACUGCAUCAUCAAAGAAAAAAGGGUAUAAAAUAGUAUAUUCCAAUAACUAUGCGGUUGGAUCUUUUGUGAUUUCUAAACAAGAUGCUCAAGUGGGAGAUCCUAAUAAGCAUCCUUGGAUAUGGAGAAUUGAUGGAAAAUCUCUCCUGCAAAAGUAUGAACCAUUUGAGCAUGAGGGAAAAGUCCGACAUAAAAAUACUUCUAUCAGUAGCAAAAUACAAAUAGAACAUUCUUUUUUGUACUGUUAAUCUUGAUGCAAUAUUAUCAAGUGAGACUUGUCACAAACCUUCAAAUGAUUUUAAUUUCAAUAUUCAUGGAAUAUCUUCAAACAGUAUACAGGCUGGUCACCUAUGGACAUGGACGAUUAUGCACCACUAACUAUAGAUUUAAUCGAGCAAACUGAAGGACAGGUUGUGGUUGAGUUACAUUGGGAUGAAUUGAAAAAAAUAAUACACAAUGACAGUGAAUGAAGAUCAAAUUUUGACAUUUUAGUUCAAUUGAUUGAUUUUCCUGAAGAAGAUUUAGCAUAGUUAUCUAUUUAUCUCAUAAUUGUAUGUUGUAUCUCUUCCAAAAUAAUUAUUGCAUUAUUUUGAUUCCUCCUGCGACUAUUAGUAAAAAGUAUGAUUUUAUUAGAAAUUCUACUGAACUGACUUAACUAAAGACUAUUUUUUUAUUAGGAAUAUGUGUUUUAUGAAUUGAAUUCAUAUAGGUUUUUAUAUUUGGAUAUAAAAGAUAUGGAUGAUUUGAUCCAUUGUUAUCCUUUUUUUUAUUGUUUUUAUAAUUUGUGAAUCCUAAUUUAAUGGUUUCAUUUUAUUGUUUCUUGAAGAUGUAUGAAACCCAAUUCCCAAAUGUAAUGAAAUCAUUAUAAGUCAUAGGAAUAAAUUGUGUGUUUCAAAAA